GUUUGCCAUUAUCUUCACAUUAUCAUCAGAAACAAGUUCCAUUCUCUAAUAUUACUAAAGAAAUAAAAAAAGGCUUAGUUUGUUUCUUAAAAGAAGGCAAAUGGUGAUGCCUUGCGUCUACAGUUGCUUUAUGCUAUUGCUAGGGAUGCUUUCCAUAGAACUACAUGUAGCAUCCGCGGCCUGGCUACGAGCCCAUGCAACUUUCUAUGGUGGAGGUGACGCCUCUGGUACAAUGGGUGGUGCCUGUGGAUAUGGUAAUCUUUAUACCGAUGGUUAUGGAACCAAAACUGCUGCACUCAGCACUGCUUUGUUCAAUGAUGGAAAGUCGUGCGGUGGCUGCUAUCAGAUUGUCUGCGAUGCCACUCAAGUUCCUCAAUGGUGCCUCAAGGGCACUUACAUUACGAUAACUGCUACAAACUUCUGUCCACCCAACUUUAAUCUCCCUAAUGACGACGGAGGCUGGUGCAAUCCCCCACGACCUCACUUUGACAUGUCUCAACCAGCCUUUGAGACUAUUGCCAAGUACAGGGCAGGAAUUGUACCUAUUCUAUACAGGAAGGUGAGAUGCAAAAGAAGUGGAGGCAUAAGGUUCACCAUCAAUGGAAAGAACUACUUUGAACUAGUGCUUAUAUCAAAUGUAGGAGGAGCAGGAGAGAUUUCUAAUGUAUGGGUCAAAGGGUCAAAAUCCAAUAAAUGGGAAACCAUGUCAAGGAAUUGGGGUGCCAAUUGGCAGAGCUUAAGCUAUCUCAAUGGCCAGAGCUUGUCCUUUAGAGUCCAAGCUAGCGAUGGGAGGACCGUAACAGCUCUUAAUGUUGCACCUUCCAAUUGGGUUUUCGGCCAAUCUUUCAAAAGCAAAGUCCAAUUUUAGAAAUUCAUAGGUUGUAAACAAAGUUGCUCAAUGAUUGCGUUUCUAUAUUUGCUUUUAAACUGUUUAAUUCUGUCUCUUACCAGUUUAUAAAAAAAAUUUGUAAUUUAGUUGGUUGUGGCUUAGCAUUUUGCUGUAAAGCCCACCAAUAUAUAUAUAUAUAUCUCAUGUUGUAUGUAUAUUGUAAUGAUUUUCUUAAUAGUUUUUAAGGCUAUCUUGUCAUGGAUUUUGCUGCUGAAA
Molecule: messenger RNA, 1105 nt
Organism: Ricinus communis (castor bean)
Lineage: Eukaryota; Viridiplantae; Streptophyta; Magnoliopsida; Malpighiales; Euphorbiaceae
Product: putative expansin-A17
Exons: 3
Coding region: 101-868 (255 amino acids)
Biological process (GO): plant-type cell wall organization
Cellular component (GO): extracellular region
Source: RefSeq, a predicted model, not a curated record